Messenger RNA from Rosa chinensis, 1598 nucleotides. RefSeq names its product agmatine deiminase. NCBI's taxonomy places the organism in Eukaryota, Viridiplantae, Streptophyta, Magnoliopsida, Rosales, Rosaceae. Gene Ontology annotation, molecular function: agmatine deiminase activity; protein-arginine deiminase activity. The record is from RefSeq and is a predicted model, not a curated record. The transcript has 10 exons. Gene Ontology annotation, biological process: putrescine biosynthetic process. The coding region runs from base 130 to 1257 and encodes 375 amino acids.
ACCCUGACUUCUGCAGGCAACACUAACUUGACCAACUAACCCACUACACAACUGACCCAGUUCAGAGGGUUUGAGAAAUUGUAGCCUUUUUUCUCAGUUCAGAGGGUUUGAGCCUGAAUUGAGAGAGCUAUGGAUAUGGAAGGCACGCCGAGUCUCCAUGGAUACUACAUGCCUGCAGAGUGGGAACCUCAUUCACAGUGCUGGAUUGGAUGGCCUGAGCGCCCAGAUAACUGGAGAAACAAUGCAGUGCCUGGUCAGUUGGUGUUUGCAAGGGUAGCAUCUGCAAUCUCAAAGUUUGAGCCUGUCACCGUGUGUGCCAGUGGUGCUCAGUGGGCAAAUGCACGAAGUCAGCUACCAGAAAAUGUCAGGGUUGUCGAGAUGAGUUUGAAUGAUUCUUGGUUUCGUGAUACAGGCCCGACGAUUGUCAUAGGAAGAAGUGCAUCAUGUUCUCAGCCAGAGCCAAAGGUUGCUGGCAUUGAUUGGAAUUUUAACAGUUGGGGAGGUGUUGAUGAUGGUUGUUAUCCAGACUGGAGUCAUGACCUCCUUGUGGCACGGAAGAUUCUGGCAAUUGAGAAGCUUCCAAGGUUUCCACAUACCAUGAUUCUCGAAGGUGGAAGCAUCCAUGUAGAUGGAGAAGGGACUUGCCUCACUACUGAGGAGUGCCUCCUAAAUAAAAACAGGAACCCUAAUUUGACCAAGGAGCAAAUAGAGGAUCAACUUAAGGCAUAUCUUGGAGUGACGAAGAUUAUUUGGUUGCCUCGUGGAUUAUAUGGAGAUGAUGAUACUAAUGGUCACAUCGACAAUAUGUGCUGUUUUGUGAAGCCUGGUGUGGUUUUGUUGUCCUGGACUGAUGAUGAAACAGAUCCUCAGUAUGAACGAGCUGUAGAAGCCCUUUCCGUCCUCAGCAAUACUACUGAUGCCAAGGGUAGAAAGUUGGAAGUGAUUAAGCUUCAUGUGCCAGGCCCACUAUACAUGACAGAGGAAGAGGCUGCUGGAGUUUCUCAGGACGAUGCUAAACCGAGACUUGCAGGCACAAGACUUGCAGCUUCUUAUGUGAAUUUCUACAUUGCCAAUGGAGCAAUCAUUGCACCACAAUUUGGGGACCAGAAAUGGGACGAUGAGGCUGUUCGUGUCCUAUCGAAAGCCUUUCCGAACCAUGAAGUGGUGAGAAUUGAAGGUGCUAGGGAGAUUGUUCUAGCGGGUGGAAACAUACACUGCAUAACUCAGCAACAACCGCGCGGUAUUGUCCAACCAUGAUGACAUUGGUGCAGGCAGCAUAGCGAAGACAUAAAUUUCAUCGCUCACUUUAUCGGUUCCAUUUGUUUCGGAUCCAGGGCACUCGCAAGCAGAGAUGGAAAGUCUCCAAUUUAUGCAGGCAUUGUUGCAACAGAGACCAGAGAUUUUGCGAUAGAGCUAGUUAAUUGAGUUUCAGUGGGUAAUUGUUAACGAAAUCUAGGUUUAUCAAGUUGCAUAAUGUUUUUGCAGAAACAGCUGAACGUAUCUUUGGUCUGAUACACUUGCGUUUUAGGUUAACUUGAGCAGGUUCUCUUAUAACUGAAAAUCCAAUUCCUUCUCACUUUUUGAGUUUUCUCAUGCAA